UUCCAAAUCUGGCACUAGCGCAGCCGCUGCCGUUGCUUUGCCGAAUAGCUUCUUCUCGUCUAUAAGUCCAGCCGUUUCCUUGCUGCCUUUCCCGCACACAUCACACACGAGACGCUCGCCAGACUUAGCCAAUAUGGCCGAUCCAGACGUAAGUCUCCUGAUUCGCUGCGCCUUACUUCGGCUAACUCCUUGAUCAGGGCCAACCCCGGAGCGACUUUCGACUCGAGAGUCUCGCUGCCGCGCUAGCGCAGCUGGAUGGCGACCAGCUCAGGGUGAUAAGAAGAAAGCUACUUCCGGAGCGCCUUCGCGCCAUCAACUUAGACGACUCGAAACUCCUACAGCUUCCACAAGAGCUUCGCGAUCAGGUUUACGACAUGGUCCUCGAAGACGAACGUCCCGCCUAUGAAUGGCUUACGAAGGAGCCGCCCACUGGCCGUUGGAGCCCCGAACCACGUCCUGUCUCUCUACCUCCUCUGUUCCGAGUCUGCCGUCAGCUCAGAGAAGAAUUUGCUGCCAAAUACUGGAAAGAACUCUUGGUGUACCCGGUGAUGGACUUGUCUGUUGCUGCAAAGUGCAUGGCUCAGAUGGACCCCAAGCACAAGAAACUCAUUCGCAGAGUCAACUACGAUGGGCACUUCGAUAGCAGGAAGCUUGCGAAGGAGCGUGCAGAGCAUUUGGAGCUUCGCUUUGGACUUCGGCGAGGAGUUGUGUGGGCUUUGUAUCAGGACCGAGGCGGCAACGGGAGAUGUUCCAGGGGGUUCAUCUUGAGGGUGAACUCUCUCGGACGCGAGGAGGUCUUGCAUUUGUCCGAGCGUUUCUGAGAGCUGGGGCCGGCAACGGGAUAAUUCAUCGACUUCGUUCAUGCUGUCCUGUACGGAAAUGCCGUGCUGGCGUUUGGUGGAGGUUGUAUCUCGCGCCGCGAGCAAGAUUCUUCCUCUAUAGGACAGCAGUCUGAUCUGGUGGUGUAAGCUAGCUGAUACCCUCAGUCAGUAACAUUGCCGACUGCUACUUCUUGGGCUCAAAAGUCUAGCCUGAGUUUGGAGAAGAAGCACAAGCUCCACUGUUCAGGUGCAAACAGCCACUCUGCUUCCGGCAUGCUGCUUCCGCGUAAUCUGUAGACUCUCUCUCUUUCAUCCGCCGUCGCCAGUAUGAAAAGUGAAUCGUGUUUCACUGCCGUUGGCAAGGCAUUGAAAGAUUAGCGCCACUUGUGUUCGAACACUGACAGAUGGACUUGCUGGUCUUCGUCGUGGACAUUUGGCUGCUUGGCAAAGGCAGCAGGCUGAAUCUCACGCAGAGGAGCAGGG
Messenger RNA from Cercospora beticola, 1304 nucleotides. RefSeq lists its product as uncharacterized. The record is from RefSeq and is a predicted model, not a curated record. NCBI's taxonomy places the organism in Eukaryota, Fungi, Ascomycota, Dothideomycetes, Mycosphaerellales, Mycosphaerellaceae.